Molecule: messenger RNA, 3953 nt
Organism: Athene cunicularia (burrowing owl)
Lineage: Eukaryota; Metazoa; Chordata; Aves; Strigiformes; Strigidae
Gene: TENT4B
Product: terminal nucleotidyltransferase 4B
Exons: 11
Coding region: 30-1502 (490 amino acids)
Biological process (GO): RNA 3'-end processing
Cellular component (GO): TRAMP complex; nucleolus
Molecular function (GO): mRNA binding; poly(A) RNA polymerase activity
Source: RefSeq, a predicted model, not a curated record
AUGAAGAAAUCAUUGACUUUUAUAAGUAUAUGUCUCCCAGACCUGAAGAAGAGAGAAUGCGGAUGGAAGUGGUGAACAGGAUAGAAAACGUUAUAAAAGAACUCUGGCCUAAUGCAGAUGUGCAGAUAUUUGGAAGUUUUAAAACUGGUUUAUAUUUACCUACAAGUGAUAUUGAUUUAGUUGUGUUUGGAAAAUGGGAGACAUUACCUCUUUGGACCCUGGAAGAAGCUCUUAGAAAGCACAAUGUAGCAGAUGAAAACUCAGUAAAGGUUUUAGAUAAAGCAACUGUACCUAUUAUUAAACUGACAGAUUCCUUCACUGAAGUAAAAGUUGAUAUAAGCUUUAAUGUACAGAACGGGGUUAAAGCAGCCCAGCUCAUCAAAGAUUUUAUCAAGAAAUAUCCUGUGUUACCGUAUCUAGUUUUAGUAUUGAAACAGUUCCUGUUGCAGAGGGACCUUAAUGAAGUAUUUACAGGUGGAAUCGGUUCUUAUAGUCUUUUUUUAAUGGCUGUCAGUUUCCUUCAGCUGCAUCCCAGGGAAGAUGCCUGUAUGCCCAAUGCCAACUACGGUGUUCUUUUAAUAGAGUUUUUUGAAUUAUAUGGACGUCACUUCAAUUAUCUGAAGACUGGAAUCCGAAUAAAGGAUGGUGGCUCUUAUGUUGCCAAGGAUGAAGUGCAAAAAAGCAUGCUGGAUGGCUACAGACCAUCAAUGCUGUAUAUCGAAGAUCCGUUACAGCCAGGUAAUGAUGUUGGGAGGAGUUCCUAUGGUGCCAUGCAAGUGAAACAGGCUUUUGAUUAUGCCUAUGUUGUUUUGAGCCAUGCAGUUUCCCCAAUAGCUAAAUAUUAUCCUAACAACGAAACAGAAAGUAUAUUAGGUAGAAUAAUUAGAGUAACGCAAGAAGUGGCCACAUACAGAGACUGGAUAUCAAAACAGUGGGGAAUGCAAAGCAGGACAGAGUCUUCAUGUAAUGGUAAUGGAGUAACCUUGAUAGUAGAUACUCAACAGCUGGACAAAUGCAACAAUAAUCUUGCUGAAGAGAAUGAAGCACUGGGGAAACCUAGAAAUAAAACUUCAGAAACACUUAGUAAACAUUCUUCAAAUUCUUCAUCAGGUCCUUUAUCAUCAUCAUCGUCUACACUGUCCAGCUCUAGCGAUGUAGAUUCUGAUGGAACACCUUGCAAAACCUCUAAACAAUUGAGUUGUCGUCAGUCCACCACAAGCAGAGUGGGGUCACAAGAAGUGUCACUGGAAUCCUCCCAGUCAAGUGGGAAAACACAAAAUAGCCAAACAGCCAAUACAUCCAGCAACACGAACAAAUCUCAGCAUGGAUCUGCACGGUUAUUUCGCUCUUCUAACAAAGGCUUCCAAGGUCCAACAAACUCAAGCCACGGUACCUCAGUCACAAACAAACAACAUCAAGGCAGCAAAUCACACCAUCAGUUUUUCCACGGCAAAAAGAGGAAACAUAAGAGGGAUGCAGCCCUUUCAGACCUGUGUAGAUAGUUGCCUAUUUUAUGACUGUUCUUCUGUGUGCAAUGAUCUCAUGCUACAGGAUAGUUUGAUAGUGACUCCUUGGAUCUCUUCCGGAGCUUCAGACUGUUCAGACAUUGAUUAGCAACUGCAUUUUUUUUUUCCCAGCUCGCCACGGAACGGAUCAUGAAGAUUGAUCACUGCAAAAAAAAAAAACAAAAACAAAAACAAAAAAAACCAAAAAAAAAAAAAAGGAAAAAAAAAAAAGAAAAAAAUUUAAAAAGAAAAAAUUUUUUUUAAAAAAAAGAGGAAAAAGGCUGCUCAUUUGAUAAGUCAUAUGCUACAACAGGGUCAUUUAGGAUAUAAAAGCUUGAAUGUAAAAUAAAUGUAUUUCCCAUCAGCUCAUGCUGACCUGUAGAGGUAGUACUCAGUGUGUCUAGGGGGUGGUAACAAACAAGUAAAACACAAAAAAAUAGGAAAAAAAAAAAAAGCAAAAAAUUGUAUUUUGAGGGAAACCCAGCCUUUAAAGGUGAAAGUAAUUUGUGCAUGAUUUUUUUUAUUAUUUUUGCAUAUACUUACCAUUUUAUUGUGUAUAUAUAGAUGACCAUAUAGGAAAACUGAUAUUUGUAAUAGUGGAUUUGUUAAUACUUUUUACAUAACAUUACUGUUUAAAUUGUAAACAUAAAUUUUUCUCAGGAUUAGUUUGGAAAAUAAUCUGAAUUGUCAUCUUAACAUCCAUAUAAAGAGACAUUACUAGUUACAUUGUUCAGAAUUUCUUUUCUUGGCAUUUAAAAGAUUUAAUAGUACAUUUGAUCUGCAAAAGCUGUUCCUCUGAAAGAAAGGUUUAUGGUGGCAAAUGAAGUUUUUCAUUUGUAUAAAGUGUACAUGUACUUUGUGUAGACACUGAGCUCGUCAUCUCGGAGAAGUAACCUUCACCUUGUUUUCCAGAGUGCCAUCAUUUCAGGCAAUGGGGUUUUAUAGUUGCAUCCUUCUCUUCUUCCCCUUAGUGGUCUUUCCCCAACCCUUUCUUUUUUUAAAAGAAAUACAAAGCCACUUGGGGGGAGGUUGUUUGGUUGGUGGUGGUGAUUGUUUUCUUUUUUUUUUUGGUUUUAAAAAAACAAACACUUGUUACAGACGUUUGCAUUCCUGGGCUGCUUUAAUCCAAUGCCUCUUUGUUUGUGCCUUCCCUCCCCCUUCCAGGUCUGGGUUUUUUUGUCUUUUAUAUUUUUGCUAACUCCUGUAGGAGAUGAUAACUGUUGAAGCUUUAAGUAAAUUUUACGAUUAAAAUAUUUUUUCUCACUCCCCUCUUAGGCAUUUUUAUAUUUACACUUAAUUAUUUAAAAAAACCAAAACAACUUCAGAUAAUGAAAUAUAUUUUGUAUUGCCUUAAAGACCCAAACCUUUCAUAUCUCAUAGUAUUUCUUCAUUGACCUAGUCAUCAUUUAAUUUAAACUCCACAUUUGUCUGGUUCACUCACAUUACAGGUCUAGGUUGUAGUAACUUUGAUGCCAUGAAUGCGAAUUAAAUGUGUAAUUACACCCACAGGCAUAGCUUGGAACAGGAGUUGGGACACUUCAGUGGUAGAAAGUUAAGUGGCAUUUACUUUCACAUGUUUCUUUAAAGAGGAAAGUCUGUACUCGGCAUACAUGGCUGUAUUUAAUGCAGCUGUUCUGGAGAUGAUGCUUUUAUAAAAAGUACUAUUAGCUUUUAGAUAUUUUUUUUUGGUAUACAUUUACAGAAUACUACAGACCAACCUGACCUUUAAUGGGCACUAAUGAGUGCAAUGAUUUUUAAAGUUAAAUAAUUUUAAAAUAAGACCAGAACUGAUGUCAUCACUUAAAUUAAUAAACAUUUUCAAUGUGUUAAAGUGUUUUACUUCAAAAAGGAAAAAAAAAAAAAAACAAAAUAAUGGAAAGUCAUAACAUUUACUCAAACACUAAGCUUAAGUGAUGUUAAUUUGACAAUUAAAAAAAAAUUUUUAGAUUCAUAUUUUAAUUUGAUCAGAUAAUUUUAUCAACAAGAUAUUGAGCUUUUGUUCAUAGAAACUAGUAAAAGUUGCACCACAUUAUGCAUAAUCUCAGUAUUUAUUUUGUUUUAGAUUAUUGUGAAUGUGUAGACUUAUGUUCACCGCUUAGGGAACAAUUAUUUAUAAAUUAUAUUAAUCCAGUAUUGUUAGCUGCUAUUAGCAAAACUGUUCCAAAACUUAAUAUUUGCAAAGAUCUGUAUCGCAUUUACCACACUGAAGUGUUUUUAAAAGAAUCACCCUCAUUGUUGAAAGCAAAUGUACUCUUAGGGUGCAGAUAUUAGUGUUCCAAUAAGCAUGUGAUAAUUUUAAGGUGGUGGUAGCGGGAAGAUAAUCUUGAUUCCAUUGGGAAUCUUAGGUUUGCCUCAAUUUAUGGUUUUCAUAAAUUUAAUGGAAAAUAGCUUUUCCUGGACUGCUCAAGUUUCUUUUUGGUAAACAGUAUGAAAAAAAAAAAAAAAAAA